AUGACUCCGACUCCCUCGAGUCCUGCUCCUCCUCUACAGGGCAACCUGUCCCAGAAUGCCCAAGAGCAGGAGAAGGCCAUGUUCCAGCAUCUGGUCUCCUUCUGUCAUCCCCCAGUGUCGGACCACAGCUCCGGAUCGCCUCCGUCGACCAAGCGGCCUCGACAAGAUCAAGUGUGGCAGGGAACGGGGGACGCGCAGAUGCCUCAAGCGGGCAUGGAGGGACUGGGCUCUCAGUCGAGCACGGGCCGGAAUCAAGCCAAGGGCAAAGGCAAGAACAAGGGCAAGGGCAAGGGCAAGGGCAAAGGCAAAGGAGGGCCCCACAACAAACCAGUCUACUGGCAUUCCUCGGGCGAGAUGAACCGACAGCUACAGGAAUGGGAUGCUCAGCAAUGGGGAGCCCCACCGGUGAUGACUGCCUCCUCGCAACCUCCCAUUCUGGGGCAAAUGGCCAAAUUCCUGUUGAGGCACGAGCGACAACUACAAGCAUUCCAGCAGGACACGAAGCUGUUCUUCUUCUUUCGUCCGGACCCUCCUGGAUCGGUGCUACCGUUCAUGGUCAAGGUAUCCCAACGCUGGAGAGAGCUGGUCGACGAGGGCAAGGUCCAGUCCACUCUACGGGAGACGAUGCUUCGCGAACUGAUCCAGGAGCUCAAGAGCCGGAUCAAGGGAUUCAGCUCUCCUGCCAUGAGUGCGAUGAGGGAGAAGGCAGCCGAAAUGGGAUGGGUGGACUCGCAGGGCAGCUGGAACUACAUGCAAUGGGAUCCGACUGCCCAAAAGGAGGUCCUGAUGGAGAAAACAGACAGCAGAUCGGAUCUGCAAGCGAUCGAGGACUUGAUCAACGGCAACACCAUUCGUCACUUUGGCAGCCUACGUCCCAUGAGCAACAAUUACCAGACCCAGUGGGUACAGUUUGCUCUGGAGAUAGAGCUGCGACAAGACGGCGAUGUUCUGUGGAAGCUCUUCAACUCCCUGAUCAAUUGUGCAGUCCUUCACCUCAUCCAGACUCCGCCGGGACCGCUCUUCAGCAGUUCCUGUGGGAGCAGGCCUCAUUCCUUCCGCCUGCAUUCGCUUGAUCUUCUGAAGGUUCGCCUAGCCAAUCCCACUUGUAAAACCUGCUUUAUGAACAGUGUCCUGCUUGCAUUGCUCUAUGUUCACCUUCGCAUGGGCUCCCAUAGUGAGGCUGACUUGGGGCAGCUACGUCAUGUUCAUGGAGCGCUUUGCGCGCAGUCAGCCCCUCUGGACAUCAGCAAACUGCUUACCUGGGUUAUGCUAAUAGGACCAUGGGCGAUGCCAUACCAACAGCAUGAUGCUGCCGAGUUCCUUCAUCACCUUAUGCCCAGGCUGCGAUCUUCACUACACACAGGUGCGUGGCUAGCCAGGCAGGUUGCAGCCGAUGUUUGUCAGGAGGUUGACACUGCUCCCUCCUUCCUCCCUGUGCUGCUUCCUAUGUCAGGGACUGCAAGCCUUCAAUCUUACAUUGAUAAGUGGCAUGCUCAGGAUGAUGAAGCCAUUACACAUGCCUAUACUUGUGCCACACGGAUCGUCCUCUUCCAGCUGAUGAGGUUCAAUGUUCUGGGGAGGGGCCGCAACAGGCGUACAGUCAAGGACUCAACAUCGGUACAGGGAGUAUUGAAUGAUAUUCAUGUUCCCAUUUUCAUGGACACUCAUACCAAUGUGGUCAACCAUUGCAUCUUUGAGGUGGUGGCAGCUAUCGUUCACUACGGCGCUCGUUCUGAUUCGGGGCACUACCGAUGCGUGUGGAAAGCAAAAGACUGCUUUUGGAUCACUGAAGACGGUACAUGUGCCCAACCAUGCACCGAUGCAGAUCUGGCUACCCUUUCCAGCAAUGCCUAUCUCAUUUGGGCAGUUCGGAAAGAUCAAAGCUCAGGUCAUAUCUCCUCAACUUCGAUGAGUACGUGA
Messenger RNA from Symbiodinium sp. CCMP2592, 1920 nucleotides. The record is from the annotation of a GenBank genome assembly. NCBI's taxonomy places the organism in Eukaryota, Dinophyceae, Suessiales, Symbiodiniaceae.